AUGGCUUGUGUUCUCAUACCGUUCCCUCGGGAAAAAGCAAGAACUGAUAACUUUUUGAUCACAGCAUCUGUUUCGCUACUGGAUGUUGAAUUACGCAAGAAAAGGUGGUAAGGGACACGAUAAAGUAUUUUCUUUUUCUCUUUUCUGUUAAAAGUUUAGUCUUCGAAGCUGCUUGUCUCACUAGGGUCAGAUUAGAAAGUAAUCAAUAGUGAAACUCUGACGAAGCAUACAAUUUCGAAAACAAUAUUAUUUUCACUAUGAUUUUCACCAUGAUUCGCUAUUCAUGGUUGAAUACCAAGUCAGACUAAAGCAACAGAAACAAAGGGUCAUUCCCCAAACUGAAUAUUGUUUGCCCUUUGAAAUUGCAAGACUCGGUGGAAAAAACAAUUACUAAGCUAAUUCGUAGUAACAAAUUUUCACGGCAGUGCUGCGAGAGAAGGUUUUUGAUUACGGUCAAUAGUUCACAGCGAGGGGGAGGGAGGGGUCAAUUAUUGAGGAAAAACAUGGCGGUGGCCUUGAACAUGCAAUGUGCUUCUUUGCCUCCUGUCGUAUUCCAAAAUAACAAAAGAUGUAAGUGCAUAUCGGCCCUUGAAUAAUAAAACGUCAAUCGCUUCUACAAGGAAAGAAUCCGCACUGAAUAGAAGUAUGGUUGACCAUGGAAACUUUUUCAUGUUAUGCUGAUUUUCAUGUUUUGUUCCUCAAUUAGGUAUCCCCACAAGCUUGCAGUUUUUUGGAAAAAAAGAAAAGCGAAAUACAGUACAAAGGUAGUCAAUGUAGACUUUGGAUUGCUGUUCUUUCCCUCUUAAUUAGCUCAUUAAACGUUAUUGAUUUCUUACUUGUCAGUAUGAGUUAAAGAAAUAUUUAUCCCGAUUCGUUUCGCCCUCAGCCGGUAGCAUGGUUUGGAGGUAUUAAAAAUGGAAAUCGUGGUGUUCAUGUUUGGCCUGAGCCUGAUCCAGUAGACAGCAAACUUACUCUCCUCAAGGUAAGUUUUAAACAAAGGCAAAAUGAGGUGCUGAUUUGUGGACAGAUUUCCGUAAAGUGCCACAGCAUUUGGAAACAAAAUUGUGGUCCAAAAGACUUGCUUUCGUCAUUGUUUUCUUUAUCCAAGAUCUUUAUGCAUAAUGAACUAUGGGGAAGUGCUGAAAUCUUGGCCAACGUUUUUGAAACCAUAGUUUUUGUAAACACGUUACACCCUCUUACUGAAGUCUUCCAUCUUUUGUUGUGGAGAGUUUCGAAGCCCCAAGGUUUCAUCGCUUUACCUUUUGCAUUGGAUUCACUAUGUAAUAUCAUAUUAAGUUUUAACGCUAAAUCUAUAGUAAUUUUCAUCGUAAAAGUUAAAAACAGAACAGCUGAAAAGAAAAAAAAAUGCAAUGAUCCUGUUUCUAUUUAACGUUUUGCUGCCAAAUACCAUCAUAUGAACUUUAUCUCACAACAAGGCUCUUUGGAGGCUAGAAAUUACUGCCAUGAUAGGAAAAAUGAAAAAGGACCUUAAGCAUUCAGGAUAGUGACGUCAAGGAAGACAUUGAUUAAAAGAGUGAAUUUAAACCUUUUUAGUUGGAAUUUCCUGAAUGCCUGCAUGAAUGUGUUUGCUUUCUCUAAUUGUGCCACAUGACUCAGCCUUUGUAUAAUGUAUGUGAGCAGCAUAAUGAGUUCCAUAUUGACACUGAAAUAAUUUUCUGUCAAUGUUAUCAUACAUAGACCACGCCAAAUUUGAUUAUUUCAUGUUGAGUUUUAGCCAAGGACAGUUUCAAAAUGAACAAAGUUCUAAUUUCUUAGCUAUUGCUCUGCUUAUUCAUUCUGAUCAUUCAUUUUACCACAUCUUUGUUUCUGCUACUCUAAUGGUUUGCUCAAGGUCCCUGAUAUUGUUGUUAUCAAGUUUGUUUGUUUAUUUGAAAACAAUAUUUAUUUGUAUUUGUAGAACCAAGAGGAGGAAAUGACAGAAUAUCAAGAAAAGCAGUGGAAUAUUUUCAUCUGUAAUGUAAGCUUUUCCCUUUUCUAUUCUAAUGGCAUGCAGUUGCUCUUUGCCUUUGAUAUUAUAUUCACUCCACACAGUGUGGAGUGAGUCUGAAAACUGUUCAUCUUUCUCUUGCUUCUUUGAAAUCAUUAGGUGUCCCACAGUGUUCGCCACCAGCUUCUGGCCACUGGCUGUAUUGAUAUCAGCAAUUACAUUAAAGAGAGGCCUGGAAAAUUGGAUGUUACAGUCACCCUUAAGCCAGCAAUCAAGAAAGUUGUCUCUGGUAAAAUUGAAUUUGAAUUAUCAUGGGUUAUGCAGGAAAAUGACCAAGUCAUUCAGUGAGUAUUCUUCAUUAAUUUUCAUAGCUUGUUACUGUAAUGAUCAUCCAGCUUAUAAGUGGAAUUUAAAAGUCAAUUACUAUUUCAUAAUGUUAUAUUUUAGAUCAAUGAACUUGAUCAAUAAAUUUUUAAAAUGAUAUAUUGUCAUUUUUGCUGCAUGAACAAAAGGGUUGACUAAAAUCUGAAGUUUAUUUUGUCAAUGGUUUAAAUUCAUGUAAUUAUUCUUUGUUUUGUCCAAAGGUAAUUGUAUUGUGAAAUUCCAUCAACCCUUUUGCUGUUGAAUAUGCUUGAUAUUUGUAUUACCUUUACAGUCCCACAGAUGAAGAGAUAUGGGAAGAGAUAAUGCAGGAGGUCAGGGAGGAACAAGCAAGAAGAAAAGCUGAGGGAAAGACAGCCAAGUAUAAAUCUUUGAAAAAAAGAAGGAGCAGGAAACGUGGCUGCUCAAGUGGUACAGACAUUACUGCUGAGGAAGACAAAAAGAAAGAUAAAAACACUGAAUUUGGUGGCUCAAGUGGUACAGACAUUGCUCCUGGGGAAGACAAAAAGAGAGCUGAAAACAAUGAAUUUGGUGGCUCAAGUGGUACAGACAUUGCUCCUGGGGAAGAUAAAAAGAAAGAUAAAAACAAUGAAUUUGGCUGCUCAAGUGGUACAGACAUUGCUCCUGGGGAAGACAAAAAGAAAGAUAAAAACAAUGAAUUUGGCUGCUCAAGUGGUACAGACAUUGCUGCUGAGGAAGAUAAAAAAAGUAAUGAACAACAAGGUGGCAUCUUUCCAAGUAACAGACCUCAGAUGGAUCCCUCAUCUGGCAGCAAUACCAAAGUGAGGCCAGGAAAGUUUAGAAGGCAAGCAUCACCUCAUCAUGCUCCUCAUAACUCUGUUCUGCCCAAAACAUACCCUUCUGUUAGCCAGGUGCUGCCAUCAGACAGUGAAGAGAAAAAAGAGGUGCUGAGUAAAAGGAAGCUUCGUAAAACUGUCAGAUUUCAAAUUGAUGGACAGCCUGAGGUAUUACAUCCUGGUGUAGAUGAUGAAGAAGCACUGGACACCUUGUCUGUGUUGAGAGAUGAAAAUUCAUGUAAGUUAUGUUUUGUUUUUGCCUCCCAUGCUAAAGGAACAGGGGCUCAAAUUUGUUUGUUUUUUUUUUUCCUGUUGGAUCUGGUUUGUUUUCAACAAACAGUUUAAUUGUAAGACUCCUUGGAACCCUGACUCAUAAGCACUGAAUAAAAAUCAUAACAUUACAUUGUUUUAUUCUGAAAUACAACUAUUUUUGUUAAUUCUUGAUAUUAACUUUUUUGUUCAGUCUCAAGUGGAAGCCAGCUUCACUCAGAGUUGGCCAGUUAUGUUGAAGAGGAACUAAAGUUUGUUGAAGAUGAAUUAUUUUCUUCCAAAGAAGUCUGUUCAAAAGUUAAACUUGAAAUGCAGAAAGCCAUGUCAUCAGGUUUGUGAUCUAUUUAGAACUGAGCCAGUCCUUGUUUGUUUGAUAAAGUGAAGUGCCUUAGAAUUUUAAAUAAGACAAUUAAUAUGUUGCAUUCACAUGUUGAGUCAAGUUUCAGAGCUUGCAUUCCUUCAUCAAAAAAUAAUGUAGAGUUCUUUCCCCCACUUAUGAGCUAUAAUUCUUUUGCUCCAGAAUCUUAUUGGUAAUUCCCCUUACUGUCUGCACUGAGUACAAUUCUUAUGAUGUCAGAUAAUUAUUAUUUAUUAUUAUUUAACAAUUUGCCUAUAAGGCAGGUAAAUUUAAAUUACUUUUCCCUAUCCCCUGCAAAUAGACAAAAUUGAAACCCAACCCACUUACAACCCCCCAUGCCAAGAAAUAGCAAAAUACAUAAUCAUUAACAAAAGAAAAGAAAAAGGUAGUUGACUAACAUGUAUAUAAGCAUUAGGAGUAUUGAAACAGCAACAUUCUACACAAACUAAUUUUAAAAAAUGGAUGUUGUCUUGAUUGAAAACUUUGCUAAGUCUUAGAUAAAAGAAAUAUUUUAGUUUUUUGACCAAAGAAGGUAGUUCCUUUUUAGCACUUAUAUUACCUGGUAAGGUGUUCCAUAUGUUACAGAUUCUUACAAAAAAGGAAUCUCCAUAGAGUGAGGUUUUAGCUUUCAUAUUUUUGAGAAAAAGACCAGAGGCGCUAUGGUGUGAGUGAUCUGUUUUCUUGAUAUUCUUAGAUUUAAGCAUUUUGGUGGUUGGAGAUAAAUUUCAUUAGUAAGAGACUUGUUGGUUAGACCAUCAAGGUCUCCUUGGAUGGCAGUAAAAUCACUGCAGUUGACAUUUUGGAAUACUUUGAGUGAUUCGGAGUCAUCUGCAAACAUUGCCAAUGUGCAGUGACUUCUAGCAUUUGGGAAGUCAUUAAUAUACAGAAAGAUCAAGAUGGGUCCCAGUAUGGAUCCUUGAGGGACACUAGACUUUAACAGGUUCCAAUUUGAGAAAUAUCCUUUGAUGACCACUCGUUGCCUUUGAUGGCUGACUGAGGUAGUUUUCAAACCAAGUGAGAAGAGGACCAUGUAGUCACCAAACCAACUUAGUUUCUGGAUCAGUUUGUUGAGGCAGACAGAGUCAAAUGCCUUUGCAAAGUCUUACAGAAUCAGGUAAGUCUCUAGACCAGCAUCCAGAUGGUUACCAAUUUCAUUGUACACUAAGAGGAAGUGACUUACACAAGAUUUACCUUUCAAGAAGCCAGGCUGGAGGUCGUACAGUUGGCAUUUGAUAAAAUCAGUCAAUGUAGAAGCAAGAUCAGAGAAUUUGGUAUUGGAUCAGCUGAUAAUCUCCUGCCUAUAUUGUUUUGAUAUUGUAAGGAGGAACUAUGUCUUGGUCACUAACAGGAGAAUCCUAAGACAGAAUUUCUCCUUACUCUAUCUGUACAAUAUCCUGCAGACAAGUGAUGAGAAUAUAGGAAAAUAUCAAUUAUGGGAUGAAUAAUUGAUCUGAUACCAGAUUCUUCAAACUACUAUAAUGAGAAUCAUUUGGCAGACAGUAAGGAAAAUUACUAAUGAAAUCUUGGGAGUUAAAGAACAGGUAAUCCCUUAACUAGAAACACUGCAAGUUGUCACACUUAUUUCAGGUGUUAUAAGCCAUGUUUAAUUUACACAGCUUCUCCAAUGUAUAUGUCUACUUUUUGUCUGUAGACCACCAAGAAAAGUUUGAGAGCUUAAAUCAAAGCUGGCUUAUAUUGGAUAGAUUCCAUUCCAAAGCAAUGAAAAGAAAAGAUCUUCUUGCCCUGUAAGUAAUAAAGACUUAUUUUAGAAAUGAGAUAAACAUGUGCAUUAUGACCUAAAAUGUGGUGUUACAUUGAAAUCUACAAUCCAAAAACUCUGCACAGGUACUUAUAUAUGUUUACCUACUGUCUUUGAUGUGGACAAUUAAUCUACCUAUUAUAUAUUGCUUAAUACUUUUUCAUCAUUGAUGGCUUGGAAGGAAAAAAUUGUUUGAUUUAAUCAUCAAGCAGUUCCAAUAUUUUUCCUAAUUUUGUCUUUAGGUUUUUUCAGACUUUUGUGGUUCUGUUAAACUAAAGGUUGUAUUUAGCUUGAAGUAGAUUUGCUUGAUUUUCUGUUUUCCUUUCAUCAAUAUAGUGACAAAGGAAAAAACAUCGGAAAUUGUCUUAACUUACUGUGUUCAGAUUUGAGAGGCCUCUCAGAAGUGAAAGGUAACUAUUUAGUUGUUUCUCCUCAUUUUUUCUCAGUUUAGUGUUAUUUUAGACUGGUUUAGUGAGCUCUGAUUCUUAACCCUUUACACCCCAACAUAAUUCUGUGUGUGUAUAUAUAUAUAUUGCAAACUGUUCUCGUUACAUUUCCUAAGGUGCUGACAGGUGAAUUUGUUUAACAACCUUGAUUUUCUUUAGAUAGUGAUUAUUUCCUUUAUCCUUGUGAUAUUUUAAGGAGACACUACAUGCUAUUCACUCUUUAGGGUCAAAGGCAUAAGCUAAUUUGUAGAUGAAGGAAACAAGAUUUUUUAUUUUGAUUUUAGGGUGGUGGAAAACAGAUCAAAACAUAGCUCAAGAAAAAAGAGUGGCUGAGCUCAUUGAUGCAAUU
Pocillopora meandrina is the source of this 6308-nucleotide messenger RNA. The record is from the annotation of a GenBank genome assembly. Lineage: Eukaryota; Metazoa; Cnidaria; Anthozoa; Scleractinia; Pocilloporidae.